This is a messenger RNA of Nicotiana tabacum (common tobacco), 534 nucleotides long. The record is from RefSeq and is a predicted model, not a curated record. NCBI's taxonomy places the organism in Eukaryota, Viridiplantae, Streptophyta, Magnoliopsida, Solanales, Solanaceae.
AUGGUAUUUAUUGACCUAGAGAAGGAGUAUGACAAGCUCCCCAAGGACGUCCUUUGGAGGUAUCUAGAGGUGAAAUGUGUGCCAGUGGCUUACAUUAGGGCAAUAAAGGAUAUGUACGAUGGAGCUAUGACUCGGGUUAAGACUGUGGGAGGUGAUUCACAGUCCUAUGGGUUACAUCAAGGAUCUGCACUCAACCCGUUCUUAUUUGCCCUAGCGCUAGAUGCACUGACACACCAUAUCCAAGGAGAGGUGCCAUGGUUUAUGUUGUUUGCUGAUGAUAUAGUUCUGAUUGAUGAGAUGCGAUGCGGCGUUAAUGGGAGACUAGAGGAAUGGAGGCAGGCCCUGGAGUCAAAAGGUUUCAAGUUGAGUAGGACUAAGACAAAAUAUGUGGAAUGGGAUAAUGGCAAUCCCAGGUAUCUAAUUGGAAAUGCUCCCAAUGAAAAGCCUGUAAUGGCUAGUGAUUCUUCUUUUAUGCUCUCCUCCACCCCAGCUAUAAAGAUGCUGGAUUUGUCCAGAUUUAGCAGUCAAACUUGA